AUGUCUCGAACGUUGUGCGCUCGCAAGAUCACCAAGAAAACGCGCGCAGCGAGAAUCGAGCUAAUAUACCCUGCUGACGUCUUCACUGGAUGCCACAACAAGUAUCUAUCCCAUACAGGGCGUUUCAUACGUCACUUGGAAGACUUCCUGCAGGUCAAGCGAAAGAAGCUCAAUAUAGAUGGCCUGUUCAGGCGGCAAAGCAUGGCUGGUGGGACUUCACUGAAGAAUUAUCUAGAUACCAAUUACCAGACAUUCGUGCGAGACUACGAGAAGGAGUUCCAUGAGAAGGCAUUUGCCGAUCCUUAUAUCGAGUACAAAUGGUAUGUCAUUAUGUUGGAGAUGAGGUAA
Molecule: messenger RNA, 348 nt
Organism: Alternaria arbusti
Lineage: Eukaryota; Fungi; Ascomycota; Dothideomycetes; Pleosporales; Pleosporaceae
Exons: 2
Coding region: 1-348 (115 amino acids)
Source: RefSeq, a predicted model, not a curated record